AUGAAGACGAUACACGCUGUGGCCGCCGUGACUUUGGCUGCGGCCUCGGCCGUUCAAGCCAUGAUCACUUGCGACGCAAACAACCCUUGCCCUUCCAGCUCACCGUGCUGUUCGUCCUAUGGAUUCUGCGGUGUUGGCGCAUACUGUCUGGGAGGAUGUUACCCCAAGGACUCGUUCAGCAUGGACUCUUGCAUGCCUGCACCUGUCUGCAAGUCUUCCGACUACGACUUCUCCAACAUGAAUGGCUUUAUUGAAAACACGGAAUAUCUUGGAGACCCAUCCUCCGGCAACUGGGUCUUCUCUGGAAACCCGCUGAUGUACAACAACGAGGCUGUGCUGCUCACCAUGACUGAGGAUUCAUCAGGCACUCUUGUUAGUAGCACACGUUAUGUCUGGUACGGCAAGAUCAGCGCUACCGUGAAGACCAGUCGAGGCCCUGGUGUCGUUACUGCUUUCAUCAUGAUGAGUGAUGUCAAGGACGAAAUCGACUUCGAAUUCAUUGGUAGCGAUAUUGAGAAUGCUCAAAGCAACUACUACUUCCAAGGAAUUACUGAUUACGGCAAUGAGAAGAACCUCUCUGCACCUAACACUGACUCGGAAUGGCACACUUAUACCAUCGACUGGACACCUGAUUCUCUCAGCUGGGAGGUUGAUGGCCAAGUUCUUCGUACUCUUGACCGCAACACAACCUACAACGAGACCGCUGGCCAAUAUCACUACCCUCAGACCCCUGCGAGAGUCCAAUUCAGUUUGUGGCCUGCCGGCAAGGCUGGCAAUGCUCAAGGUACCAUUGACUGGGCUGGUGGUGAGAUUGACUGGAACAGUCCGUACAUGCAGAAUGGCUACUACUACGCCAUGGUCAAGGAUGUCUCUGUUGACUGCUACAACCCCCCAGCCGGCUACAACAACCAAGGCAACAAGGCUUACUGGUACGAGAACAAGUACGGAACCAACGACACUGUUGUCAUCGGUAACAACAACACCAUCUUGUCCUCUUUCCUUGCCACUGGUGAGAACCCCAGCAAGGGUGCCAGCUCUGCCUCAACUGCAACUGCUACCAAGAGUGGCAGCAAGUCUUCUGCUUCGUCUUCUGCGACUAGUCAACCCGAGACCAUUCCUGGUAUUUCUGGUGGCGGUUCGCGCGAGUCUGGCAGUGGUGAUGACUCUUCGUCCUCUGGCAGCAGCGGAUCCUCGGGCUCGUCUGGCUCAUCGAGCUCUUCGAACUCGGGCUCUUCCUCUGGAUCAGGAUCCAGCUCGUUCUCACAAGGUCUCGAGGAAGGUAGCGGCACCAAUGACGGCAACAGAGUUGUUGCAGGCAGCCUUGUUGCGCUUGUUGCAUUCUUUGCUGCCGCUAUGAUGCUGUAA
Molecule: messenger RNA, 1365 nt
Organism: Aureobasidium melanogenum CBS 110374
Lineage: Eukaryota; Fungi; Ascomycota; Dothideomycetes; Dothideales; Saccotheciaceae
Exons: 3
Coding region: 1-1365 (454 amino acids)
Biological process (GO): fungal-type cell wall organization; carbohydrate metabolic process
Cellular component (GO): fungal-type cell wall
Molecular function (GO): hydrolase activity, hydrolyzing O-glycosyl compounds; glycosyltransferase activity
Source: RefSeq, a predicted model, not a curated record